This is a messenger RNA of Phascolarctos cinereus (koala), 2649 nucleotides long. RefSeq names its product transmembrane protein 61 (gene TMEM61). The record is from RefSeq and is a predicted model, not a curated record. Lineage: Eukaryota; Metazoa; Chordata; Mammalia; Diprotodontia; Phascolarctidae.
CGCCCCACUCCGCCCUCAGGGAGCUCCCGCAGACCUCGGACACUCAGGCGGAGGAAGAGACGGGUGGACAGACUGCCUCCGAGCCCGGGGGCUCAGGGAGCCACCCACCCACAGACGGCUGGACGGACAGACGGACUUGGAUCCAGGCUCCGAGAGGUGCCUCUGAUGGAGACGUGAUUGUGGUCCUGCUCCCAGCCCAGGAAGAAGGCUUCUUUGAACUCCUGCCCCAGCACAGCCUUCCUGGACUAGCCAUGACCUGUGACCGAAGGGUGGCCUCAUCUUUCCGUUACGGAGUGACCAUCACUGGGGCAGUGGUCCUGGUCACCGGGACACUCUGCUUUGCCUGGUGGAGUGAUGGGGACAUGGAGCCCUCUCUGAACCCCGGGAUGAAAGCUUCUCUCCCUGGGAAGGCAGCCCCCCUGGCUGGCACCGCGGCCCCCACGACUGCACCCCCCAGCGCCCUGCUGAGGUCGGUCAGCUUCUUCUGCUGCGGCGUCGGGGGGAUGCUCCUUCUCUGGGGCCUGCUCUGGUCAGCCAAGGCCAAUGUCCGGGCAGCCCCUCGAUACUACCACAGCCGUCUCCCCAGGGACCUGAGCUACUUCACAGCUGAGCCUGUCCAGAAGUGGAGCUACAGUAGCUGGUCAUCUACCUCAGUCCCCACCUAUGAGAUGGCCAUGACGUGCAGCCCUCCUGUCCCAGAAGAGGAGGAAGAGGAUGGACCACCCCCAUACGGGAGGGCCAAUGGCGGGAGACCAGUAGGACUGACCCGAAGCAUAUCUGAUGGGGCACUGCUUUUUCCUCCCCAGCCAGAGAUGUGGGGAGACCGAGGCACAGCCUGGGUCAGCCCCCCACCCAGCUAUGAGAGCAUUGAUGCCCGUGGCCUGUGACUGACAUUCCAGCCUGAACCGACAGCUCUCUUUAGGUGCUCUAUCGCGGUAGCCAGCCAGGUGGAGGCUGACUAGGAACCCAAAUGGAGGAGCUCAAGCCCAGACUGGCUUCUGUCGCUCUCCAGAGACAAUCUUUAACGAAGGCUAAUGGGAGUCAGGAGGACCUUAUGCUUGGGUCCAGUAAGACUCGGGUUUGGAUCCUCGAUGGGCCCCUGACCGGGUGUGUGACCUUGGUCAGAUGCUUCCACCUCUCUUGUUUUUUCCACAUCUGAAAAAUGGGGCUCCUAAUCCUUGUCCUAUAGACCUCUAAUGGAUAUUAGGAGCAUCAGAUGAGAUAAUGGAUCUGAAAAUAAUGUCAUGAGCUAGAAUACAAUAGAGAUUGGUUUUUAUUGGUGCCCAGAUACUGGGGUGGCCUUACAUAAAAGCAGCUACCCUGGCAGGGUAGAUUUCAGAGUCUCUAUGACCCUAUUUCCCUACUAUGUCUCCUUACUCUCCCCCCACCAACCCCCAGGAGACAAAACAGGUAGAAGAAGAAGACCUGGGACAGGUCACGUCUCUCAGCCUCAGUUUUCUCAUCUGUAAAUUGAGGAGAAUCAUCUCUGUCCUCCCUACCUCACUAGGCUGUUGUGAACGUCAAACCAGCGAGCUGGAGCUGUUUUCAGGUACUAGAACCUUAGUGUGAAUGGAAGCUGAGCUAGAGGAGGUGGGGCCGGGGCACCGUCACUGACCUGGGAUGGACAGACCCAGCUAGCAAACCCCUCACCAGGGAAAGCCUGAAUAGAGCAGGCUUCUUGGCCUGGGAAGGAAGGGGGAGCACAAGAAGGGCGCAGGACAAUGAGGUUGGCCCACAAGUCAACCCACAACAAACCAUCAGAUUUUAUCUGAGUAACUCCUUUCUCCAUGGCCUGGAGUAUAAGGUGUGUCUGAGGGGAUGGAGAAGGACAUGGUUCUCUCCAUCAUGGAGCUAACAGUUUGAUAGAGUCAGCAAAGGAGUAUCAGUAUGGAAGAGCUUUCAGUAUGGAAUUUUUUUUUUUCAGAAUCAGUAUGGAAGGGCCUUAGAAUACAGAAUGUAGUAGCUGAGAGGGGCCUGGCAAUAGGGAAUGUCAGGGCUGGGAGGGGCCUUAGAACAGGGAAUGUCAGAGCUGGGUGGGGCCUUAGAACAGGGAAGGUCAGAGCUGGGAGGGUUCUUAGAACAUGGAAUGUCAGAGUUGGCAGGGGCCUAGAAAGUAAGUGCUAUAUUGAGGGCAUUCCACUAGUGAGUAGCCCAAUUCCUUUGACUCUUAUGCUCUAUCGAUUUUUUUUCCUUUUACUGGUGAAUCCCCUGGUCCUUAUAAUAGGGACUCUAGCUGAGAGUAAGGACUGUUUUCCCUCCAUGUAUCCUCAGCACUGAGCACAUGAAUAGUUGCUUAAUAAAUGCCUCUUGAACUGAAAUUAGGUAAGGACCACUGAUUUCUUAUGCUGAAAAAGAAGACACGUGACCCACCGCCCUGAUGGGACUUGGCAUUUCCCAGAUUGCAACACCCAUCUGCAUGUGGCAUUGGGGAAGAACCCUGAACCAUGGCUCUGGAAAUCUGGAACCUAACCUUACUCCUGCCACCUACUUGCUUUGUGGUUUUCAGCAAGUUGGGCCUCAGUUUCCCUAUUUGUGAAAGGAGGAUAUUUUACCAAAUUAGGUCAAAGGUUCUGACGUUCCGUGUUCUAAUAUCCCUUCUAGUUCUGACACCUUGUUACUGUUCAGUCAUUUCAGUCACACCCAACUCUC